AUACAGAAGGACAAAAAAGACCAAAAGAAAAAAAAAACUCUCGAGGCUCAUUCUCUUCUCGACGAGAGCCUAACCCUUCCUCCCUCUCUCUCUCUCUCGAUUCAGAUCGCUUGUUCAAUUAAUACACACCUUCUUCUUGUCCGAAUCCGACGUCAUUCCUUUCGUGUCUCACCAUUGACAAUCACCGAUCUUCAUCUCCUCCUCUACAUCAGAUCACCAGGUUCUAAGCGCUUCACUGUCAAUCUCUUGCGUCCGAUUGAGGUUUUUUCUCCUUCUCCUCGACCCAUUUCGGUUAAUCUCGUCUUGAGCCAAUAUCCGAUUUGGGUUUGAAUGUAGAUGGUCCAACACAAACAGAGUGAGAUAUGGACGUAAAUACGGUGCGUUUCGAGGUCGUCGUCUUCGUCCACAUGCAGUUUGGGGUUGGUACGUGCGAUUGAGCUACGAACUUUCAUCUAGAGAGAGAAAGGGAAAAAGGGUUAGGUAGAGAGAGAGAGAGAUACAGAGACAUGGCGACUCAGGUGGCGAAGGUGAGGAGGGAAGCGGUGGCGGCAUGCAUGACCUGCCCUCUCUGCAACAAGCUCCUCCGCGAUGCCACCACCAUAUCCGAGUGCCUCCACUCGUUUUGUAGGAAGUGCAUUUAUGAGAAAAUCACAGAGGAGGAGAUAGAAUGUUGUCCAGUAUGCAACAUCGAUCUUGGAGGUGCCCCAUUGGAGAAAUUGAGGCCUGACCACAAUCUCCAGGAUUUGAGGGCCAAAAUAUUUCCUCUAAAACGGAGAAAAGUUGAAGUGCCUGAAGUUGUCCCCUCAAUCACAUUACCUGCGAGGAGAAAAGAGAGAUCUAUCUCAUCCUUGGUAGUAAGCACACCUCGAGUUUUAGCUCAAGCUGGUACGACCGGAAGAAGAACAAAAGCUGUCACAAGAAAAGACGUACGAGGUAGUGGUUCCUUGGCCGAGAGAACUGUAAAGAAAGAAGAAGACUCUGAGGAUGACAAUACAGAGAGAAGAAGCUCGCCGGAAACUCUAGACAAAUUCACUCAGAACAAAAGGCAGGUAAAGAAGUCUUCGUAUGCAGAGCCUGGCCAUACCCUAUCUAAUGAAGAAACCAGGGCUGGUGAUGAACCCUGGGAUUCCAAAUUGGAUCUCUGGAAACCUUUGAAUUUUCUUGUGGAAGUGGCGAACAGGACAAAACCCUUGAAGUCUUCUACUUCUCAAGGCUUGGACUCUAAAUAUGAACAUGCAAAUGCACCUGAGAAUGAAGGUCAAACAAGUAAAAGAAAAACCAAGGAUCACAAAAGCAAAUUUAAAGUUGAGGAUGAGAAGAAUAAUAAAGGUGAUCCUACAGCAUCAGAAACAGCUACUCCUAAAAGAUUGCGUAGGACUCGCCGCAAAAGAUCUGCCUCUUUUGGUGAUUCAAGAAUUCUGCCACAACCAGAUGCACCAAAUGCAAAAUGGGAAAGGAGAGAUGGUCCUGUUUGGUUUUCUCUUGUGGCUUCCAGUGAUCAGGAAGGAGAGCCAUCCUUGCCUCAAAUUCCGGCAAACUACUUGAGAAUAAAGGAUGGAAAUAUUCCGGUUUCUUUCAUCCAAAAGUAUCUCAUGAGGAAGCUUGAUCUCGAGAGUGAAACUGAGGUAGAAAUAAGAUGCAUGGGAGAACCAGUGAUCCCCACUCUGCAACUACACAGCUUGAUGGAUCUAUGGUUGCAAACUUCGUCAAAGCACAAACGCGUUGCUGCUUCUAUAGGUUCCUCGGCCAAGGAUUUCGUUAUGGUUCUCGUCUACGCUCGCAAGAUUCCUGUUCUUGAAUCCAACAAGUAAGAAGGAACCGCUUUUCUCUGCAGAAGAAGAAGAAUAUCCUUUGCUGCUGCUGCUGCUUCGGAAACAGAGUAAUAAAACCAAAAUCUCCUGACAUGCAGCUGUUGUAUAUGGCGAUGAAACCACACCUGAAAUUGUUUAAGAGAAGUUUGAUGUAUUGCUAUGAAGUUCUUGGUUGGUUUUUACAGAACACAAGACACUAGAAAGAACAUACAACAGUACAUUGGUGUUUUAGGCAGAUGUGUCCGUCCGUGGACGUUGGAACAUUGCACGUUAAGAUGAGGUAAAGCUGUUGUCUUUCUAUGGAUAUUUUUUAGAUUUUUUGGUUUC
This is a messenger RNA of Tarenaya hassleriana, 2138 nucleotides long. Its product is annotated as E3 ubiquitin protein ligase DRIP2. The coding region runs from base 507 to 1811 and encodes 434 amino acids. The transcript is spliced from 7 exons. Lineage: Eukaryota; Viridiplantae; Streptophyta; Magnoliopsida; Brassicales; Cleomaceae. The record is from RefSeq and is a predicted model, not a curated record. Gene Ontology annotation, molecular function: ubiquitin-protein transferase activity.